Messenger RNA from Colius striatus (speckled mousebird), 5994 nucleotides. It is a transcript of the gene PPFIBP1, whose product is annotated as PPFIA binding protein 1. The record is from RefSeq and is a predicted model, not a curated record. The transcript is spliced from 30 exons. Bases 380 to 3409 code for a protein of 1009 amino acids. NCBI's taxonomy places the organism in Eukaryota, Metazoa, Chordata, Aves, Coliiformes, Coliidae. Gene Ontology annotation, molecular function: protein binding. Gene Ontology annotation, cellular component: presynaptic active zone. Gene Ontology annotation, biological process: neuromuscular junction development.
UGGGACGGGGCGGGCGGCAGAGCGGAGCGGAGCGGCGCGGACCGGACCGGACGGCGGCGGAGGUUGUUCGGAGCCAGCAGAGGCGCGGCCGCCCCGGGAGGGCCCGCAGGGAUUUUGGCGCAGCAGAGGAGAGCCCAGAGAGGUGGCCAGAUCACAAAUCCUGUGUAGGUGGUCCAAAAAUGUAUCCCUGGUGCCUGGGGUGGGGCAAGAAGAGCACAAAAACCUCAAAAUGCCUGUGACUGAGGAGUCCACUGGUUUGCAGUAUUUUUCAACAGAGGAAGAUUGAAUUACAGACUUAAGGCUCUGGAUCCACCUUGCACUGUCGGUGUUUUGUUGCUGCUUAUGGUUUAGCUGGUGAUCAUUCCUGAGAAGAGAGAAGAUGAUGAGUGAUGCAAGUGACAUGCUCGCUGCAGCUCUGGAGCAGAUGGAUGGCAUUAUAGCAGGUUCAAAGGCGCUGGAGUACUCCAAUGGCAUCUUUGACUGCCAGUCCCCUACCUCCCCCUUCAUGGGGGGGCUGCGGGCGCUGCAUCUCGUGGAGGACUUGCGGGGCUUGCUGGAGAUGAUGGAAGCGGACGAGAGAGAGGGACUGCGUUGCCAGGUCCCAGACUCGACGGCUGAGGCUCUAAUUGAAUGGCUCCAAAGUCAAAUGACUAAUGGACAUAUAUCUGGGAAUGGAGAUGUGUAUCAAGAAAGGCUGGCUCGUCUGGAAAAUGAUAAGGAGUCUCUUGUUCUGCAAGUGAGUGUGCUUACAGACCAGGUGGAAGCCCAAGGAGAAAAGAUUCGAGAUCUGGAAUUCUGUCUAGAGGAGCACAGGGAGAAGCUGAAUGCCACGGAGGAGAUGCUGCAGCAGGAGCUUUUAAGCAGAACAUCCCUUGAAACUCAGAAGCUGGAUCUUAUGGCAGAGAUUUCCACUCUGAAGUUAAAGCUUACAUCUGUAGAGAAGGAUAGAUUAGACUAUGAAGAUAGAUUCAGAGACACAGAGGAUUUGAUCCAGGAAAUAAAUGAAUUACGGUUAAGAGUAGGAGAAAUGGACAAUGAAAGACUCCAGUAUGAGAAAAAACUGAAGACGACCAAAGAUGAGCUAGCAGCUUUGAAAGACAAACUAGAGCAGAAGGAAGCUGAGGUGAAAAGGUUGCAAGAAAAAUUGGUUUGCAAGCUGAAAGGAGAAGGAGUUGAAAUACUGGACAGAGAUGAAAAUUGUAAAAAGAAGCUCAAAGAUAAAAAUAUAGAGGUACAGAAAAUGAAGAAGGCGGUAGAAUCUCUAAUGGCAGCAAAUGAAGAGAAGGAUCGGAAGAUAGAAGAACUUCGGCAAUCUCUGAAUAGGUACAAGAAAGUUCAAGACAUGGUGAUACUGGCUCAAGGUAAAAAAGGCAAGGAAAGUGACAGUGAAGACUUCUUGAAUUCAGGGUCUGUUUCCACGGUUUUAUUGGACACACCAAGUCUGACUGACCCAGAGAAAAGCUCAUCCCCAACCCCGGUAACAGCAUCUCCAAUCCAUGAUGACUUCAAUGUGAAUAUUCAUGAAGAGAACUCCUUACAGAUCCACACCAGUAUUUUACAGAUUUCAAUCCCUUCUUUUUCAUCAAUAUCCAAGAGCUCAGAAACUGUUGCAGAGAAAGUGAAAAUGCAGCCUAGACCAGAUCCUACAAGUGAAAUGAGUGAAGGAAGAUCAACAGGUUCCCCACCAGAAACUCAGCUAUGCAAUAGUCCAGCAAAUCAUUCGCUGCAGAAGUCCAGCAGUCUGAGCAGUUUGAGGAAAGAGACCUCUGAAGCGCAGGACAGAGACUCUGCACAGAAGCCAACAGAGCAGGUUAAACCUCCUGUAGAAAGUAAUACUUUCGCAACCCUCUCUCCAAAGUCUGCUUCUCAUAGUGGCACAGGUGAUGAGGACAGUUUUGGAACCCGUAAAGCCAGGUCUUCAUUUGGACGAGGCUUUUUCAAGAUAAAAAGUAACAAGAGGACUGCGAGUGCCCCCAACCUGGAUCGCAGUCGAAGUGCAAGUGCACCUACUUUAGCUGAAACCGAGAAGGGAUCUGCAGAUCACUUGGAUCUGGCUGGCUUGGCCCCUCGCUCAAAAGAAAUGGACAGUCUGCAGGUGACACCACCUUCUCCAGAUUCCAAGAAAAAGGCCAGGGGGAUCAAGAAGUUAUUUGGAAAGCUUAAAAGAAGUCAGUCUACCACCUUCAACCCAGAUGACAUGUCUGAGACAGAGUUCAAAAGAGGAGGAACGAGGGCAACCGCGGGGCCACGGCUGGGCUGGUCUCGAGACCUGGGGCAGUCUCGCAAUGAGCUGGACAUGCCAUUCGCAAAGUGGACGAAGGAACAGGUUUGCAACUGGCUCCAGGACCAAGGGCUAGGCUCUUACAUAAGUAACGGCAAACACUGGAUACUCUCUGGUCAAACACUUCUACAGGCUUCUCAACAGGAUCUGGAAAAGGAGCUUGGGAUAAAGCACCCAUUGCACCGGAAGAAACUUCAGCUUGCUCUGCAGGCACUUGGAUCUGAAGAGGAAAACAAUCACGGAAAACUGGAUUACCACUGGGUUACCAGGUGGCUGGAUGACAUUGGUCUCCCCCAGUAUAAGACCCAGUUUGAUGAAGGAAAGGUGGAUGGCCGAAUGCUCCAUUACAUGAGUGUGGAUGACUUGUUGUCCUUGAAAGUUGUCAGUGUCCUCCACCACCUCAGCAUCAAGAGAGCCAUUCAGGUUUUGAGAAUAAAUAACUUUGAGCCCAACUGUCUGCGCAGGAGGCCAUCUGAUGAGAACAACGUGACAGCUUCAGAGGUGACGCAGUGGACCAACCACCGCGUGAUGGAGUGGUUGCGCUCCAUCGACCUGGCCGAGUAUGCACCCAACCUGCGGGGCAGCGGAGUGCAUGGAGGGCUAAUGGUUUUGGAGCCUCGUUUCAAUGUGGAAACCAUGGCACAGUUGCUGAACAUCCCACCAAACAAGACACUAUUGAGACGACACUUGGCCACUCACUUCAACCUUCUCAUUGGGCCAGAGGCCCAGCAGCAGAAACGUGAAGCCAUGGAGUCCCCAGACUACGUCCUCUUAACAGCAACUGCCAAAGUAAAGCCAAAGAAGCUUGCUUUCAGCAAUUUUGGGAGUUUGAGGAAGAAGAAGCAAGAUGACAUGGAAGAGUACGUGUGCCCUAUGGAGCUGGGACGGAUGUCUGGAAGUGGGUCUAAGAAGGGAUUUAAGCCUGGCCUGGAUACUCGAGUCUAUGAUGAUGAUGAUUUGGACAGGUUGGAGCAGAUGGAAGAUUCAGAAGGGACAGUGAGGCAAAUCGGAGCGUUUUCUGAAGGCAUCAACAACUUGACGCACAUGUUGAAAGAAGAUGAGAUGUUUAAAGACUUUGCAACUUGCUCUCCUAGCACCAGUAUAACAGAUGAGGACUCCAACAUGUGACAGUAACCACCAGGCACUGACAAAGGCCUACAUGCAAGAAACGUCAUCAUUAUACAUGAUGGGUGGCAGAUCAUGUACAUUUCAUUGCUCUUGCUUCUGUUCAUUGGAAGUAACAUUUGGAGGUGGUGGAGAACAAAAAAAAAUACAAAAGGAAAAGGUGCCUACUCUAAAGUUGCCAUACGAAACACCUAGACACUGGUGAAUGGUCAUUGUUUUUACUAUAUUUAAUGUACAAAAUGGUGAUAUAUUUGAGUGUCUCAUUUAAAUUUCCCUGGUAUGAUAGUGCUGCUUUUGCUUAUUCACGGCCUCAGAUAGUCCUUUCAAGUGUUUCAAAAUCACAGAUGAUGUUAGGUAGAAGUUAUUGUGUCUGUGGGUAUUCGGUUUUCUCUGGGCUCUCAGCUGAAAAAAAAAAAGAUGUUACUGCUGCUCUUUUUCAAGCAUGUUUGUUCGGCACAAAUACCAGUUCUGCCCUUCCUAUGGUAUCCAAUGUAGGAUUUUAGUCAUCUAUGCCUUGUAUAAUGUCCCUGGUAGCUCUUGACUGUUGCUCUUAUUUUUAUACUGUUUUCUAAAAAAGAAGAAAAAAAAAAAAGGUGUAUGAAGUACAUAUAAAAGCAAGAAUCUAGAUGUUGCAGGACAGAGUGUUGAGAAGUUCAAAGCGUGGGGGAAAGGGAGAGGGUCGUAAAAAAAAUAUGCCAGUUUGCAUACCAGCUGGUUACUGGAAAAGGCAGGCUGACCUUUGGAACUGUUUGCUUUUGUUGCUUUUUACGAAGUGCACAGUUUAAUGAUCUUCCAUUUAGGAUGAAACAAUUACAAAGCACGUUUCUGUGUUUCUUCUGGCAGUGACGUGUAUGGAAAUGGCAUUUUAAAAUGCCUUCUUUCUUGUUCCCAGCAGCAGUAGUCACAGCAUUCAAACAAGGCUAUGAACACUACUGCGACUUAAGAAACAUCUUUGAAGUUGAGGUAUUCCCUGUGUAUGGAAGGGAUGUUUCUGUGCUGUGACUAACGUAAAGAUGGUGUAGUUGCAAAAAAAACCCCCAAAGUUAUAUAGAGAAAUGUAUAGGAAAUAUAUUAUUUCAUAAUAUUAAAGCUAAGGUGGGACUUUUCCUCCAGAAUUCAAAUAUCAAAAAUUUUGCAUAUCCUUUUACCUCCUUAAAGCACAGGUCCUUUGCUUUUGAAGAUGAUCAGAUUUUAAAGAUCCUACCCAGCCAGUGGGAAUCUAUUGUCCAACUCCUGGUACCACGAGGUGUCCUGGCCGAAAGCAAGCAAAAAGUAACUCUGUUUAUUGCAGUGGUAAUUCGUAUGGUGUUAAAUGUUGCAUGUAUUUUAGCAUAGUGGCAUGAAGCUUAUUUGCUUUGUAAAGGCAAAAAACGAGUACAGCUGGAGUUGUUCCUUGUGUGGUGGUGUGUUGCUUUAUCAAGUGCCUGUCACUCAGGUUGGGGCUCUCCUUGUUGCAUGCCAGCCCUUCACUGAUGUCUCGCUGGUGUGAUGCAGAGGAGGGCAGAUUUGCCCUGACUUUGAGGCUCUCUCUCUGCAACAUGACGAACCAAAUUAGGAAAGGGAGAAAGGUUCCCUCUGGGGCUUCCAGGGAGCUCCCAUCAGAGGCUGGGCUAAACUGGAGACAUACUGGAGUGUGAUGGGAUUGUCACCUGGCAAGCAACAACCAGUGUGGUUCUUUGAAGGAUGUGCAGUGGAGGCUGUUAACGUAUAUACAGAGAUGAAAAAUGUGAUGCAGACCGGUUAUGUUGUGUAUAAUAUCAAGAGCUGCCAUUUUAGUAACUGGAGCCAGGCAAACAAUCCAGAACAUAUACAGGAAGUAUUGUGCUGCUUACUGUUUGUCCACAAACAGAUCACAAAUGAGUCUUUAUUCAAUAUUGCUGCGCACAAAUAAUCUGCUGUCAGUUAUUUUUUCCUCUGCAACCUUGGGAGUGUUUGAGCUGUUUCUUUUGGGCAGAAAUACCGCAUCGUGUAAUGCCUACUGUCAACUUUAAGGUGCAGAUGCUUGGGAUUUGAGUUGAAGGGUCACUUUCUGUGAAUACUCUGCAGUAUUUUUAUCGUUGCCAUAUAAGUUGAACUUAAGACCCUGCUCUCCCAAAUGAUGCAGAAGCCUUGCAGAAGCAGGCUUCUGAGCAAACGUGUGCCCCUAGAUUGGCUCUCCCUAGGUGCUGACUGGUCAACAUGACUGGACAUUCACAGGGCUAAAAAACAAGGGAACUCAGGACACAAUAUUAGGUGCUGACAUAGGCACAACCAGCUGCUCUGACUUCAGUCUGGUGGUACCAGCAAGUUCAUCAACAGCAGCAAGUGAUGGUUUGUGUAAGUCCAGUGUAAGCAGCAUUUCUGCUCCAAACAUCCCUUUGCUGCACUCACCAUUUGGAAACCAGGUCGUCCCCUCCAAGCUGCCUCACAUCUGAACCUUGGGUAUUUUAUGGGGAUGGAAUGUGAAAGUGAGUGAUAAAGUCAGGAAGGUCAUGUGCACACACCAUUUGGUCGCCUUGGGAUGUUGUUAUUUGUGCAUGUUUGAAGACAGCAACAUAACCACUGUGUAUUGCCAUGUAAAAUCCAAUAAAGUCUGUGGAAAAUGCCAA